This is a messenger RNA of Rhizophagus irregularis DAOM 181602=DAOM 197198, 693 nucleotides long. RefSeq lists its product as uncharacterized. NCBI's taxonomy places the organism in Eukaryota, Fungi, Glomeromycota, Glomeromycetes, Glomerales, Glomeraceae. The record is from RefSeq and is a predicted model, not a curated record.
AUAUAUUACAAUACGAGUGAUAUUAUCUUCUUUAUUACAGUAUUUACUUUGACAAAAUUAUGGCCACUUAUCUAGAAAAAAACGGUGCUUGCUAUGAAAGAAAAACCAAUUUACAGGUUCAUCCCGAAGACAGAAUCUCUAUAUUUGACCAUGUAAAUAUUGUUCCUAUGACUAAACGGUCAAAUGUAAAUGAAACAACUUGGCAAAAUGCCAUUUCAAACAACCGAUCAUUAAUAGUCGUAGAAAAAAAUGUACCUGGUCCAUGCACAGGCGCAAAGUUUCUUCAAAAUACCAAUGACAUAUGCCAUGUCAUUGGCAUGAUGUAUGAGAAACUUUUAACGGACUAUAAUACGGACCUAACGAACGAACAAUGUUUUAGGUCUAUUUCCAGAUUACGUACUGCUGCUUUUCAUGAUGGUUAUAUUUGGACACGAUUUACCAACAAAUUGGCAGUUUAUGGGAUGGAAAUGUGGCACAUUUCUUUAUUAGUAACAUAUAAAUCUAGUCGAAACAUUCAAGUUCAUAGGCCGUAUUGGAAUAUUAGACCAGAUGUGCCGAGGCUAGAACAGCGGCAAAACGCUCUUGCACUUUUAAAUACCGCUAAUCAGAAUAGUCGUUUUGCCGAGGCAUUUCAAUUAUGCACAUCUUGUGUGUAUGAUACUCAAUAGGACAAAAGCUUAUAAACAAAAAUAA